This is a messenger RNA of Theobroma cacao (cacao), 1177 nucleotides long. RefSeq names its product Putative lysine decarboxylase family protein (gene LOG8). NCBI's taxonomy places the organism in Eukaryota, Viridiplantae, Streptophyta, Magnoliopsida, Malvales, Malvaceae. Gene Ontology annotation, molecular function: hydrolase activity, hydrolyzing N-glycosyl compounds. The record is from RefSeq and is a predicted model, not a curated record. Gene Ontology annotation, biological process: cytokinin biosynthetic process. Gene Ontology annotation, cellular component: nucleus; cytosol.
UUGGAUUAGAAAGGGAAUGGAGCAUGUGGGCUUCCUCAUGUUCUCUUCUUCUAUACUAUAAAAGAACCCUCUUUGAUUUUCCUUCAUUUUUUUGUUGGCUUUUUUUUUUCUUAUUUAUUUACCAAUUCAGAGAUCAACCCAGAUUGCUUUGCUUUUGAAAGAAGUGGUUUUUGGUGUUUCUUGGUAUCUUUUGCGUAUUUAUAUAUUAAUAUAAAAUAUAUUUGAUUGAUUGUUCUCUUUCUUUCAGAAAGGUUUUAUUGGCAGGAGGACAAUUUUUAUCUCUUCAAAGGCUUUUGCUUUUUGUUUUCUUUAGUGAAACUCAAUGAUUUGAGAUUGGAAUAAAAACAAAAACUGAUAUAGAUAGAAGAGAGAUAUUGUGAAUGGAAGAAGGGGAAGCCAGAAGCAAGUUCAAAAGGGUGUGUGUUUUCUGUGGAAGCAACUCUGGCCACAGACAAGUCUUCAGCGAUGCUGCUCUUGAAUUGGGCAAUGAACUGGUGGAGAGGAAGAUAAACUUGGUGUAUGGUGGGGGAAGUGUUGGGUUGAUGGGUUUGAUAUCCCAGACAGUGUAUGACGGAGGUUGUCAUGUUCUUGGGAUAAUUCCAAAAGCUCUCAUGCCUCUUGAGAUAUCAGGACAAACUGUUGGAGAAGUUAGAACUGUUUCAGACAUGCAUGAGCGUAAAGCCGCAAUGGCCCAAGAAGCUGAUGCUUUUAUUGCUCUUCCUGGAGGAUAUGGAACAAUGGAAGAGUUGCUGGAGAUGAUAACAUGGUCCCAACUUGGAAUACAUAAGAAAACAGUUGGUUUGCUAAAUGUUGAUGGGUACUAUAAUAAUUUACUUGCUUUAUUUGACAAUGGCGUUGAAGAGGGUUUCAUUAAGCCUAGUGCUAGGCAUAUAGUUGUCUCUGCUCCAACAGCCAAAGAACUUUUGAUGAAGAUGGAGCAAUACACACCUUCCCAUGAACAUGUGGCUCCUCAUGAAAGCUGGCAGAUGGAGCAACUUGGUGAUUAUCCCAAGCACCUAAAUGCGCAAUGAAGCAUUGGUGGUAGGUUUCUCCCUGUUGAUUCCUGAUGUGAUUCAUCAUCAUUGAGUUGUGCACGACAAUCUAUUUGCAUGGGCCACAUGUUGGUCGUUUACCAUGUACUUUUAUCACCAUAAAAAGGGGUUUGAUCCUAUUAAAA